Prorocentrum cordatum is the source of this 3060-nucleotide messenger RNA. Lineage: Eukaryota; Dinophyceae; Prorocentrales; Prorocentraceae. The record is from the annotation of a GenBank genome assembly.
AUGCCACUGCACAACAUGUACAAGAACUCAACCGUGGACGGGUUGCUUCGACGAGGAUUUACCAGGUCGGUCACCGCCGACGUCUUGGAUGAAGACGAAUCUUUCUCGAAGCCCUCGACCUCCGCGAAGGUGCUCCCGAGGGCGGUGACUUUCGAUGCCGAGGUGGCGUCACAGGUCACGGAGACACAGUUCACGGAGACAGAGCUGAAGGUGUAUCGACAGAGGGAGGGGCAGGAAGAGGCGAAGAAGGCGCAGAGGCUCAUACGUUCUGGCACCAGGACGUCGGAGGAGGAGAAGGGGAAGACCAUAGCCCGGGCCAAGUCCACCGUCUCCGACGAGUCCGACGAACCCGACGCCCGGCGCCAGCGCAAGCACGCCGACGGCCCGGCGGAGGCGCGGUCGACCGCCUUCGUCGAUUCGGAGCGCUUUACUUGCAUUAUGGGGGCCAUUGUCUUCAUGAACGUCAUCACCAUCGGCGUGGAGGCAGACUAUGACGAUCUCGCCCCCGCGCUGUUCAACAACGUGAACGUUGGGUUCCUGUUGGCGUACUUCACGGAGCUCUGCGGCAGGUUCCUGGCCCACGGGACGGACGAAUUGAGGGACCGGGUGACCAUCAUGGAUGUGACGAUAUUCUUCGUGACGAUCAUCGGGCGGUUGGUCUGGCAGGAACAGCGCGGCUUUGUGAGCGCGCUCCCAUCGUUUCGGUUGCUUCGGGUCGUGCGGCUGCUGGGCAUGUCGAAGGAGUUGAAGGACCAGAAGGAGCUGGUCGCGCUGACCGAGGGCGCCUACGGCCACAUGAUGACACUGCUGUGGAUGAUACUGCUUCUGUUUUUGAUGAUGCUUGCCAUUGCGACAUUCGCAUACAAGGUGGUCGGCGAGUCUGCGGAGUGGAACGAGACGCGCGACCCGCUGGAGGACUACGAGGCGUUCGAGGCAUUCGACAACCGAGAGUACUUCGGAAGCCUCAGCAGAAGUGUCCUCAGCCUCCUUCAGGUGACGACGCUGUCGCACUGGGCCGACGCCAUCGCGAGGCCUAUUGUCGAGGUCUACCCCGCCACGUUCGCGUUUUUCACCUGCUUCCUGUUCGCCACGUCGUACGGGCUCGUUCUGUGCGUCGUCUCGAACGUUGUGAUCAGGUCGAUGACAUCGUCGAAGGGGCUCGAGGAUGCGAAGCACAGAAGCGCCAGGCAGGACCGCGAGGCGCUUGCAGAGCGCGCCUGGCAGGUGUUUGCGAGGGUGGACAAGGACGGGGACGGGUUCCUUACCGCAAGCGAGUUCGCAGAAUGCAUGGAGGACCCGCUGUUGAUAGACUUGUUUCAGAGGCUCGAGGCGCCCAUUCUGGAGGAUCCGGAGGAAAUGGUCCGUCUCUUCGACCACGAGAACGCUGGCACCGUGACGUAUUACAAGCUGGUGAGGGGCCUGCUAUCAUUUGGCGAUCCCCUGAACGAAAAGGACUGGAUGAGAUGCUCCAUCCGCGUGUACAGCCUGCUCAGGCGUGCACAGAAAAUGGAAGAGAGGCUUGAGGACAUGCUGGAUCAAAUAUCGUACGCCCGGAAGAUGAUCGCAGGAGCCAUCCGCUCCAUGAACCAAGUCGUGGACAUGCUGGCCGAGAAGCGGGUGAGGACAGAAAUCUUCGAGCGCAUGCGCAGCGGCCCAGAGGCGGCGUCUCCGCUCGUGCUCGUAGGAGCCGAGGACAGGCGGGGCACCCGGCCCCCCCCCGCACAGGGCUCGGGUCUGCUUACCUUCGCGCAGCGCUUCGUAGGCUUCGUGCCUUCACCCAAGAGCCUGACAGGCGCCACGCCCCUGGCGUCGUCGGCCGCGUCCUCGCCCAAGAGCGUCCUUCAGCUCACCCCGCCGGGCUCGCCGCUGCGCCAGGCCGCAACCCCGGGCACCGUGGCCGAGGAGCCGCCCAGUCCCCUGCCGCCCGCGGCAGCGGCAGCGACCACCGUCGCGGCCGUGGUCUGCGGCAGGGCGCGGCUGGGCGAGCCGCCCGGCCGCUUCGAGGCCGAGCGGGACAGGGCGCGCCGCGAGCAGCGCAGGGCCGAGGACCCGUACGGGGUGACCAUCGGCGCCGACGGGGCUGCGUCGAAGCCCGCAAGGCACCUGCCCCUCUGGUCCGGUGGACUGCCCAAGGCAGGCACGACGUGGCCGCUCGUCUCGAGCGCAAAAGUGGACGCCUCCAGCCAGCCCCUCGCCGUAGCUCUCAAGGUCAGUCCGGAGCCCCCCAGGCGCGGCCAGCGCGCCCAGAGCAACCGGCGCGGGGCUGCCCUGGCGGCGGCUUGCGCCGGAGACAGUUGCUGCCCUGCGCUGCUGGCGCCACGACAGGCGUAUCGGCGCCGCCUUUGCCAGCGCGGGCGCCCCCCGCGUUCCUUUCGGAGGCCCGCGGCUGAAGGGCGCCUUGCCGCGCACGGCGGCCCGCCGCGCGCUGGGCCUCGGCGCCGCGGGCGCGGAGGACAGCACCGCGUGCUGCGCGGAGCUCCACGUCUGCGCAACCCGCGCGCUCUGUCCUGCGAGCGUGGCCGAGACCCCACACCCGUCCCGGAGUUGCACGACCGCGCCGGCGUCGACUCUGCCGCCUGCAACGACUCCGCCGCCGCUGGAAACGUCGUCUAUUCCGCCGCUGGGGACGCCGCCGGUGGACCUGACGACGGAGACGCAGACGACGUCGCCGUUGCCGUUGCCACCGACGACUGGCGGCUGGUCGACGCUGGGCACACUAGCCACAGCGUGCCGAGCACUUGGGACAUCUACGAGGCCAUCGACGGGGUUGUCAAGUGGGGCAAUGGCUGGAGGUCGGCAAAUUUCAGUGGGCCUGGGGCGUGGCUGCAGGUGAGCUUUGCGGAGAAGACAGCGGUUCAGUGCGUACGGCUCUAUCAGGAGAGCACCGACAACGGUGGAUUUGAGUAUGUGGUCUCAGAGGUCGCUCUCCAGGGCCUCGACGAGUCACUGGGCGACUGGAGGGAAGCGUCCUCGUGGCGCGCGGGCACCGAGGACAUGGGGUCGCGCUUCCAGUUGCUGCCGGGCUGGCGCUGGAUCUUGGCCGCGCGCACAAGGGGUUAG